Molecule: messenger RNA, 1764 nt
Organism: Engraulis encrasicolus (European anchovy)
Lineage: Eukaryota; Metazoa; Chordata; Actinopteri; Clupeiformes; Engraulidae
Product: dynein axonemal assembly factor 5-like
Exons: 11
Coding region: 106-1764 (552 amino acids)
Biological process (GO): outer dynein arm assembly; inner dynein arm assembly; cilium movement
Cellular component (GO): cytoplasm
Molecular function (GO): dynein intermediate chain binding
Source: RefSeq, a predicted model, not a curated record
UGUAGGAAGUCUCGGUUGGUUGCCAUGGCAUUGGUAUGCCGAAGUGAACCUUUGGCAGAGUGCGAUGAAGAGGAAUGAGAGUAUCAACUCUUUGAGCAUUUCCACAUGCAGGCAGAGAGUCUGGUGAAGCCACUCAUGCAGACCAUCCCACACCAGCACUCCCGUGUGCGAGUCGCAGUCAUCGAGGCCACCGGUGCAGUCAUCCAGUAUGGAACGGGUAAAAAUGUGGACGACGUGCUGUCUCACCUCGCCCAGAGACUCUUUGAUGACUCCCCGCAGGUUCGAAAAGCUGUGACUCUGGUGGUGGGUGACUGGCUCCUGAACCUCAGAGACCGAUACUCCUACUUCCACAAGCUCAUCCCUCUGCUGCUCAGCUCCUACCAUGAUGAAAUCCCAGAGAUCCAACAGGUAACAGCGGACCUGUGGAGGCGAGUGGGUGCCCAGUGGGAGAAGGAGAAUGAGGAAGACCUGAAGGACAAGAUGGACUUCCUGUUAACCCCUCCACAGCACUAUCCCUCAGGAGUGGAGCGUCCGGGUCUGGGCUGCAGGGAGCUGGUGGUGCGUAACUUGUCUCGGCUGAUGCCGGCGGUGGGCAGGGACGCGGGGGACUGGCUGGUGGCCACGCGGCUCAAGACGGCCCAGCUGCUGGAGCUGCUACUGCUGCACGCCGAGGACCACUGCACUCAGCACCUCCAGCCCCUACUGGCCACACUGUACCGGGCAUGCAGCGACGACGAGAAGAACGUCGUCAAGCACGCCCUGGAGUGUGCCCGGCUGCUGGGCACCUUUGUGGAGCCGGAGGUGCUACUGAAGCUGCUGCUGUGCCAUGUGGAGGGGGCCUCCUCCUCCAGCUGCCCCUCCGCCCCCUGGACCCCCCUCAUGGUGCUGGGGGCCGCCCUGAGAGGCAGCACGGGGGACACGCUACGCCCCCACCUCCAGAGGCUCGCCGACACACUGGCCCUGCCCGAGGUGUGCCAGGAGCUUCACCAGGCGGUGUAUCUGGAGCAGGUGUUGGAGUGCGUGUCGGGCCUCCUGGAUGUGUGUGGUGGAGAGUGCAGCUCGGUGGCCCUGCAGCUGCUGAAGGUGCUCAUCAGUGUGGAGAGCCUUGCCACCGAGCAGGACACCAGACGACGGGUGGAGGAGUGCAUGUGUGGUGUGUGUGAGGUGGAGGGUGUGUGUGAGGUGUGUGAGGUGUAUCGGAGGCACAUGCCUGCUCUGCUGGACUGGCUGGCGGUGACACAGCACAGCUGGACGGGCUACAGCCUGCAACGCACACAGCUGGAGGUGCUGGCCCUACGCUCAGGCCCAGUGGUGGGGGAGUUCCUGCCGCUGCUGUUGCCGCUGCUCCAGAGCUGCCUGCAGCCCACCAGGGACCCCGAGAUGAGGCUGCACCUCUUCACCAUGCUCGCCAAGAUGCUGCUGGACGCCCACAACACACUCGACUCACAGGGGUGUUUCAGUGAGCAUGUGGAUGUGUUUGUGAGUGAGUGUGUGCUUCCUAACCUGGUGUGGCACGCGGGGCGCACGGCGGCUGCCAUUCGCACCUCAGCCCUCAGCUGUACCCUGGCCCUGCUCAGAGGAGGAGCCAUCACCCCACAGCAGCAAAAGCAGAUCAACCGCCUGAUGAAGCAGCCGAGCAACAUCAGCAUCCAGAGAAUCCAUCAUCUGAGGCAACAGUUCCGGAGCCGAGUCGAGAUCCUGCUCCGAGUCCAGGACAACCCCUCAAGAGAUCGUCAAGGGUUACACGACCACCAGAGAGACUGA